CUUGCAGUACACAAGCUCGGGUGUCACAAAUCUUUACUUGUAAUGUUAUGGAACUUGUGUCGGGAUAUCCUUGCCUUAUUUGUGCACUAGGUGUGCGAAAAACAUCCAAUACUGCAUAAGCAUAGUAAAUUUAUCCAUAAUCAAACAUGAUUUUAACGAGGUGACGUACGCGCUGUAAAGUACGGCUACGAGUCUUUCACUGUGUUAGUUAGGUUAUUCGUAGCAACUUCGGGGCUCUCAUAACCCUACUAUUCGUUCUGCAGCUUUUCGUUAAUGCAAUCAGGUUGUUUACCAUGAUAUUGGGAAAUCGCGCUAGCCGUUAAUUUCCUUAUAGACUUUGUUCGAACUGGUGCAAGUUGAGUUUCUUGAACAAAAAAUGGUAUAGUCAUUAAUGCGAUCAUUAUGUCACAAAUGAUGUCGCUAAUUGGGGAAGGUGAUGUCUGUCAUAAAAUGAUAGAAGGAGAGAUCGACUUAAAUAGAGACUGUUCAGAAUAUGGGAAUUCUAUUAGAUUUGUUUGCGAUGGGAAAUCUGAUAGUGAAAUUGAAGGCCAGCACGUCGACAAUGAGGACAUUGUCACUGAUCAUCACAUGGAAGGAGUUGCUGAAAAUACGAGUUCCGAUAACAUAGAAGAAGCUCCGGUAUACUUUGAAGAAGCAUUGGAUGCAUGCGAAGAAGUCACUGUAGAUUAUAAUGAACACUCUUCUUCAAUUUCUUUUUUUGAAACCAAAGUGAAAGAAGAAUGGUAUGGAGGUGAAAGCGAUGAAUUUUCACCUGCUACACCGGAUUGUGAGACAAGUGGGACGUUAAUAAACCAUGAAGACACUGAAGAGAGAGAGAAUCAAGAUGGGGAAGAUGAAGACGAGGAAGACGAGGAAACUAUAGCAACCUUUGUAACAGCUGCAGGUCAGCAAUUGGCUCUGUAUGCUGUGGAAGAUUCGGAUGAAAUUUUUGCUGUAGCAGUGUACGAUGAGUCAGGAGAACCACCAACAAAUUUCCAGUUUCUUAUGAAAGCUGACGUCGAACGCCUCAUAGGAGAAGGUGCCGUGAGAACAGUGAAGAAACCCAGUCAAAUGAAAAAGCAAUUGCUGACUGCACCUCCACCUGUGUUUGUAUCUCGAAACCUGCAUCAACAGGGCAUUCCAGAGAAUGAAAAAUCAAAGCCUUAUAAGUCAAGUGAUUUCAGACUUAAACAUGAAUCCAAAAGUAUCAAUGCUAGUCAAGAUUCUAUGCUAGCUUCCGAUAAACACGUUACAUCUAGUUUAUUUUAUUCACCUGGAAGUAAACAGUCAAAUGUCACGUACAUGAUAAUGGGCAACGAUAAAACCAAUAGCAAUCGAGAAGGGUCUGAGAGUGAAAAUGAAAUUGUUGAACAAUCAACGGUGCAGUAUAUUCUUUUUGGUGACAAUCAAUCCGAUUCAGAAUUAACGUUUGAUGAAAUUGAAGCUACGCUACAAAAUCUGAAGGGAAACCAAUCAAAGUCGAAAAAUUCACAUAAUAAGAAAAUGAUUACAGAUCAUAAGAUUGCAAACGGUGUUGUUACAAGUACCUCCGAUAAUCAUUUUGUAGAUACCAAUUCACACUUUACAUCACAAGAAAUUUGUUCGGGUACAUUAGACUUUAAUUAUAAGGGACAUCAGAAUUCCUUUCAUACAAAAAAAGUGCACUCGAGUUCAUUAAUAGGAAAAAAACAACAUUAUGUCGAAGGAAAGUCUGGGCUGUUAAAUAUGUACACUUCGGAUCACAUGUCGGUUAAACAAAAUUUAUCCACUAAUAGCCCUCAGGGUACUCUUUCAGGGUCGAUUCAAAUUGGAUUACGAGUUAAAAGAUCUCGUAAACAACAACUUACUUCCGUCAAUCGCGGUGAUUCGGAAAUUAUAAUACAGCCGGCAUCUCUUCUCUGUGAAGAAGAAAGUACUUCUAGGAAACGAGGAAAGCGAAGAAAGAAGAACCUACCCGAUCCAGACUAUAACCCAAGAUCUUCCCGAUCGAAGAAACUUAAGAAAGCUAGGAAGCAUCGUUCCGUUGAAAUAAUUGACUUAGACAUUGACGAGGAAGAGGGAGAAAGAGAUAUUGUAGAAAUCACUUUAGACGAUAACAAAGAAAAGGAUUCUAGUGACAAAGAAAAUGAAGUUAUUAUGGUAGGAGACUCGGAUGAUGAAUCUCAGGAGCCUGUAUUAAAAUUGCCACCACCCUUGUUGCAGUGUGAAUAUUGUUCGAGAAACUUUAGACAAAAAAGGGCUUUGGAUACGCAUUCUCGCGUAUGUUCGAUGUCUCCUUCUAACAUUCGUAAGACGAAAGAGAGAUCUAUGAGAAUUCAAGCGAAUGAGAACGGCGAGACCACUGUUAAAAAGCAGUACCCCUGUAAAAUAUGCCAACAGAAAUUUGAUGUGGUAGUUGCUUUGGCAAGACACGUAAGAGCGGAACACUCACUAAAGAAGAGAAGUCGAACUAUGAAAUCAGCAGUUGAGGUAAAGCCAGCUACACCGCCUCCUACGGAGGAAGAAAAAGUGGAGGAGAAAAGCACUCCGAUCAAGAGGACUAAAAAGCAACAUAGUCAGAGUUUGAAUCGUAGAUGGAAAAUAAAAAAAUUAAAUUGUACCGACUGUGGCAGAUGGUUCCCUAGUGCAGCUUUGUUAUCAGCACAUUGUCUGCAGCAUGCCACAAAAAAAUCUGAGCAGAAGCCACGUAAGUGCCAAACAUGUAAGAAAAUUAUCAAAUCAAGAUUGCUUUACAUUCGGCAUUUGAGAAUGCACAGCAGUGUUAAAGAAAUCCCCAAAUCCAUCUCAAAUACCUUGCAAAAAAAAUUGCGACAUACCAGGCAGUCUACAAGCAACAUUAAGUCUCUCAGAAAACGAGGAAGGCCACGAAAACUUUGAUCUAUCGCGUAAUUCACUUAGGCUCCGAAAAUCGAUUUGCAGCAAUUCAUAGCAGUAAGAAAUAUGUAACAACGUUGGAGGCAUAGUUGGUUUAUUUAGUGGCAGAUAUUGAUUUCUUCUCUGUCUGCUUUUCGUAAAUACGUUUAAGCGUUGCAUCUGGUGAAAACUGUGUUUGAAUUUGUUUCAGAAACUUUGUUAAUGUAUUGGAUCUUACUAGACAAUUUUUAUGCAUUCUGAUAAAUGUAUAAUUUUCGAAUACUCGCUUCAAGAUUUUCGAAAAAAUUGGAAUCAGUUUCUCACCAGACUUGCUUUAAGACUAAACGUGAGAAACAAAGAUUAAAGUUUAAUUUCACGUAUGUAUAUUUCAUAGGAGGACCGAUAUAAAUUUUGAGUCAAUGUUAAUGCAGAAUCAACUUUGACAUUUGGAUUGUCUGUAAUCUGUUUAGCAUAUCAAUUUAAAAUAUUGAUUACAUUAUCCGUUGUUACAAAGAACUAAGGAAUAGAAGAAUCUUAAACGAAUCACGUACUACUUACUUCGUAAUAAAUACAAAAUUGAAUGAAAUAGAUAAAUGCAUAUGUACCCAGUUUUGAUAAGUGGGUAGAAGCAAGUGAUUUCAUUUAUUUCAACCAAUUUUGGAAUUGGAAUUGCCUGUAUUUAUCCACUUAAUUAUUUUUUUUUAAUAGAACUAUAACCAUAACGAUGGGUGUAAGAAGAAAAUAACUAUAUACUUUUUCAAAACCGUCUUUUAGACGCACAUGUAAAUAAGAGUAAUUAAAUUUAAAUAUCUACAUUGCUAGAAUUAAUUAUUUCUCAUAUUUGUGUAUGUCGUUAUCGAAUCGUAAUUUAAUAUCAUUUCGAUAUUGCCAUCGAGGGCAGCAAAUCAUUAGGGAAUAGUUUGUGCAAUCUGUGCAGUCAGAUAUUGCAAUCCCCGUAAAUCGUAGGAAAAGCCUGAAAAAAUUUUGUUAUAUUUUCUUUCUACAGGAACUUUAAUAAAUGCGUAGCAAGUGCAUCGAGAUCAUUAUUACCAAAUUUUGGUUUAAAUUAUUAUCAGCACGUUAAUGUUGUAAGUGGUCUUGUAAAUAAAGCACUGUUCAAAUCAUUGGGAUUUAAAUAUUAAAUGGACUUGUGUUGAAUGGAUAUGUAACAGGUAAUUUUAUUAUAGGGAAACAAUGAAAUCCAUGUAAUAUUUUGCAUAUAGCGUUACUUGCAAACGUUCAUACGAAGUAGAAGUAAGAUGUAUAGUUAUAUCGUAAACAAAGAAGUGACAUUAAUAAUUGUAAAUCAUUUUAUCGAUUUAAUCCAGCUGUAUGUACCUGCAUAUAUUUGCUCAUUGGUUAUCGUCUGGUACAAACGCAGAACAAACUAUGAUUUCCUUUUGGUAUUUGAACAUGCAAAAGUCUCUUGAAUAACGCUUGUUAACUGUUAUUAAAAUCAAAUGGUUUUGCAAACCAUAAGAGGUAACAUUUACAACCUUUUCAUAGACUGACUUUCUUUCAAUCCAGAAGAAUUGUAUCACAAAUGUACAGAAUCACGUUCUUUAUGAGGAGUUACGGAAUGAAAAUGCUAAAUAAACAGUUGAAGGUGCUCUGUUGCGAAACUUUA
This is a messenger RNA of Orussus abietinus, 4480 nucleotides long. Its product is annotated as protein D3. The record is from RefSeq and is a predicted model, not a curated record. The transcript has 7 exons. The coding region runs from base 403 to 2877 and encodes 824 amino acids. Gene Ontology annotation, molecular function: DNA-binding transcription factor activity, RNA polymerase II-specific; RNA polymerase II cis-regulatory region sequence-specific DNA binding. Lineage: Eukaryota; Metazoa; Arthropoda; Insecta; Hymenoptera; Orussidae. Gene Ontology annotation, biological process: regulation of DNA-templated transcription.